AUGUUUAUUAAUAUAUGUAGUCUGGCAAAAACAAAAAAUCGAGUACGAGCUGUAGUUGCACUGGAGGCAGACUUGGUCAAUAACGAUAUGGAUGUAUGUGUGGUGAGCGAGAGUCACCUGAAACCUGAAAUGCCAGAUGCUGUGGUGACCAUUCACAAUUAUUCAAUAUUUAAAAGAGAUAGAAGUUGGGAAGGACGCGAUAUGAGAGCAAAAGGAGGGGUAGCAAUAUAUGUUCGGAACAACUUAAAAGUUAUUGAUAUUUAUCGAUCCAGUUUGUACGAACUUAUUGGUGUCACACUUCUGUUACCUACAGGAAACCGCAUGUUGAUAUAUGGCCUUUAUCACCCACCUAGGCACAAUAAUCUGGAGAGCGACUUAUUGAAUUAUUUGAUAAAUAUUUCUGACGACGUUCUGGACAAAUAUCCAGACACUGUAAUUGUUUGUGGAGGGGAUUUGAACAGUUUGGACAUAAAACACCUUGAGGAACUAUCAGGAUGGGAUGCAAUGGUCGACUUUUCAACAAGGGGUAACGCAUGUUUGGAUAACUGCCUUACAAAUAGAAUAGAUUUGUUCUCAAAAUGUUAUCCUUUCCACAUGUUAACUAAAACAGACCACAUGGGGGUUAUUUUACCAGCAGGAACGAAACUAAAACCUAUGCGCCGAAAGGUUGAAUUUCGGGAUUGUAGAAAGCAUCGAAAGGAAGAUUUCCACAAAGCUUUAGCAGAAGAAGAUUGGGAGGAUGUAUCGCAGUCCACGAAUGUAAAUGACGCUGUGAAUUGUCUUGAACGUAAGAUCAUGGAUCAUAUGAAUAAAUGUAUGCCCACAAAAACAGUCUCAAUUUCGUCACGUGACCCUUACUGGAUGAGUCCUUUAAUUAAAUCUUUGCUAAAAUCUAAAUCCAGAAUUGCUCGGUCGCAAAAGGAUAGACUCAGUUUAAUUAACAAAAGGAUUUCUGAUGUCAUUUGUCAAAACAGAAGAAAUUUUAGGGCCUUGGUGGGAAGUAGAACUUGGUGGAGAAAGACGAAUGAUAUUUCUCAGCGAAAUGCAUCGUCAUCAAGAGUUACUUUAGAUAAUGCAUCACUUACAAGAUUAAAUCGCUACUUUGGCGAACUCUGCCACGAUGAUAGUUAUGUCGAACCGACGCUCUCAAUUAUUGGUGAUGAAGUAGAUAUUCCUAGCUUUACGGAACAGCAGGUAUGGAAUGCCUUGAAAAGAAUAAAGAGGACAGCAACAGGUCCCGAUUAUAUUCCCUAUUGGGUUUGGAAUGAUCAUGCGGAAAUUCUAACCGAAGUUAUAACUAACGUCUGGAAUUUGUCCCUUUCAUCACAUACUUGGCCAGAUUCAUGGAAAAGAGCGAAUAUUAACCCUCUUGCAAAGGUUGAUUUACCAAAGGAAGAUGGUGACUUUCGUGGAAUAAAUAUUACACCUGUAAUUGCGAGGACCUUCGAAAAGCUCGUUUAUAAUAGUCAGGUCAAGUCGACAGUUGAGGAAAUUUUAUCCCCAACGCAAUUUGCGUACAGGCAGGGGGGGAGUUGUACAAACGCUCUGUUAACUAUUCAGAACAAAGUACUCAGCUUCUUAGAUAGAGCGGACUGCAAAGCAGUUAGACUGUUUUCUAUGGAUUUUAGCAAGGCUUUCGACUCAGUGAAACAUUCACUCCUCUCGGAAAAGUUAAAAACUGUGCCACUCAACCCUUAUAUCAUAAAUUGGUAUUUAAAUUUUCUAAAGAAUAGAAAGCAAAGAGUCGUUUGUAACGAUUUUUGUGGAGAAUGGAUGGAUGUUAAUAAGGGUACAACACAGGGGAGCGUAAGUGGCCCCUACCUUUUUAAUAUUUUCCUAAAUGAUUUAGAGGUGGACAUAGACGGCGAGAACGCUCUUUUUAAAUAUGCGGACGAUUCAAAUAUAAUAGUGCCAGUUUGGAGUGAGGGUCCUGAUACAUCAACAGAUACAGUUGGACAAUUCCUGAGCUGGUCAGAUGAUAAUUUUAUGACUUGUAACCCUGGUAAAUGUAAAGAGCUUAUCAUCCGGAAGAAGGGAUAUAAUGAUCAACUUGACAAUGUUUAUAAUAUACCCCAAUGCAAAGAACUUCCCAUUUUAGGUACUACUUUUCAAGACAAUCUCAAGUUCACCAGUCAUGUGCGAGGUAAAUUGGUCAAAGCAAACAAAUGCUUGUACGUUAUACGAACACUCAGGGCAGAAGGCUAUAGCCAAUGUGAGAUAGAUUAUCUAUUUAAGACCCUAGUAAUAUCAACUAUAACGUUUGGCCUGUCCGUCUACGGUUCUUCUCCAGCCGAACUCAAUACUCUACAACGGUUUUUUGACAGAUGUUUUAAGCGAACGUAUAUAUCAGAACCUGUAAAUAUUAGAUAUCUUUUAGAAAUACAAGACAGAAAUAUUUUUAAAGCUUCUGUAAAUCAGAAGAGUGCCAUAGUCGACUUGAUACCAAGAAAAAAAUUCACAAGCUACUCUUUGAGGACAGAGUUUAGUCAGUAUCCAAGAGUGAACACGGAACGUUUUAAAUUGUCGUUUGCAAAUAGAUUAAUUUUUAACUAUAACCUAUUCAUAUGA
Paramuricea clavata is the source of this 2568-nucleotide messenger RNA. NCBI's taxonomy places the organism in Eukaryota, Metazoa, Cnidaria, Anthozoa, Malacalcyonacea, Plexauridae. The record is from the annotation of a GenBank genome assembly.